Messenger RNA from Cucurbita pepo subsp. pepo (vegetable marrow), 677 nucleotides. Lineage: Eukaryota; Viridiplantae; Streptophyta; Magnoliopsida; Cucurbitales; Cucurbitaceae. The record is from RefSeq and is a predicted model, not a curated record.
AACUAAAUCACAGUCAAGACCAUCACACACACAGCAGAAGCAGCUGAGUAGCUCAUCAGACAACUUCUGAAUUUCAGUCCUCAAAGAACAAAUUCGAAUCCAAAACCCCAUUUAAAUGGCAUAUACCGUGGGUUCGUCCACACCCAUUUGCUCCUUCAAUCCCUCGAGCAAGCCCACGUCUGUUCCUCAUAAGGCUUUUCGGAUCAUUGAGGCGUUCCAAAGCACAAACCCCAUUAGGCUUUUGCCUUGUGCGGCCAAGGCUUCAGAUGGUGCAGAUAGUAACCAAACCAGAAAAAACAAAAGCAUACUUUGUUCUGACUGCAAUGGAAAUGGUGCUGUCCUAUGUUCUCAGUGUAAAGGAACAGGAGUUAAUUCAGUGGAUCAUUUCAAUGGACAGUUCAAAGCUGGUAGCAUAUGCUGGCUCUGCAGGUAUUGAUGAACAAACUCUCCUUGCUCUACUGUAACCCGAAGCUAAAAAAGUCGAGCGUAUGUUCUAUGGACCUAAAGUCCCGUUCCGAUGGUCCUAACGAGUCAUCUACUUAAAAAGAACUUUCCCUACAGUGUGCCCGUAUCUUAGGAUACAUGCAUCUUGGUCUGGUACAUGCAUAAACCAAUUGAACUAUGCUCGAGUUGACAUAAACCAUUCCAUCUAUUAUCAACGAGUCUAGUUCAAACCU